AUGGGCAGCCUUUUGCGCGCCGUCACGAUCGCACUUUGCAUCACCGCGCUGCGCGGCGGCGCCGCCAUCGAUGAGCUCGGCGAGGCGUGGAUCACGGAGCCCAAGUCCGGGAGCGUCGUCGAGGGACCGGUCGUCGACGUCGAGAUCGGCCUGCGGCGGGGCAGCGCGACGGCCGGCGCGACGUCGGCGUGCAUCUCCGCGGCGCGCGUCGUCGACGGCGACCCGCUGCCCGGCGACGACCGCUGGCCGAGCGCCGAGUGCUCCGACGUGUCGCUGCCGAGUUUUCACGACGACGCGAAACCGCUCGUCGCGCGCGUCGCGCUCGACCUGCGGCCGCCCGGCUGGUACCGCGUCGACGUCGUGCUCCGCGGCGGCCCGGCGGGCGACGCGGACGCGCCGGCCAUCUCCGAGUUCGCCGUCGCCGUCUUCGUCGCGGGCGCGGCGGCGCCGGCCGCGGACCGGAGUCGGCUGCUCGGGCUCGCGUGGGACUGGGGCGGCGGCAUCGGCUGGGGCGUCGCGGGCCUCCACAUCGCCCUCGCCCUCGGCGGGCCCAGGAGCACGGCGCUGCCCGUGCCCCUGGGCCAGGUCCACGGCUACGAGGUCACGCCCGCGCAGCGGCGGACGCUCGAGCCGUCCGUGCUCGCGGCGGCCGCGGAGCGGCUGGCGUCGCGCGGGCGAAACGCGUCGGCCCUCGAUUUUCCGGUUGUCCACGCCCUGGGCCGCUGGGGCGUCAACGGCUCCCUGGGCUCCAUGGACGAGGCGCUCUGGAGCGCGACGCGCAACGUCGGCAUCUUAUUCGCGGAGACGCUCGACUGGUCGCAGAGCGACCUCGCGGCGCUGCGGCGCUUCGACGCGCUCCUCGUCGGGUCGACGUGGUGCGGCGCGGGCCUCAAAGCGGCGGCGGCCGCGCUCGACGGCGCGCCGCUGCCGCCCGUGAAGGCCUUCAUGCAGGGCGUCGACGCGUCGCUCUUCAAGCCGCCGACGGGCGUGCGCCGCAAUCCCGGCGCGCGGUUCCGCGUCUUCUCCGGCGGCAAGCUCGAGUGGCGCAAGGGCCAGGACAUCGUCGUGGCGGCCUUCCGCGAGUUCCGCCGGCGCCACCCGGACGCGGACGCGGAGCUCGUCGUCGCCUGGGCGAACCCCUGGCGGAAGACGGUGCUCACGAUGGCCAACGCGACGCACACGGCCGGCGUGCCCGCGGCGACGCGCCAGCAGGUCCUGGAGGCGAACGCGACGGCGCCGCUCCCGCGGACGGACGCGGACUACGUCGACGAGAACGCCGCGCUCCUCGACUGGCUCGAGGCCAACGGCCUCGACCGCCGCGACGUCGUCCCCCUCAUCCCCGUGCACCACCGCUACGUGCCCCAGAUCCUCCGCGCGGUCGACGCGGCCCUCUUCCCGAACCGCGCCGAGGGCGGAACGAACCUCGUCGCCAUGGAGGCCGUCGCCAUGGGCGUGCCCACGGCGCUGGCCCGCAACACGGGCCAGGCGGACCUCGUCGACUUCCUCGGCGGCGACGACGGCUGCUGGCCCCUGGGGAACCAGGUCGAGUCGCCCGCGGCGCGCGCGGCGCCGGACCAGUUCGCCGGCUACGAGACGGACCCGGGCGACGCCGCGGCCGCGCUCGCGGACAUCUACCGCGACCGCGCCGCCGCGCGCCGCCGGGCCCUCCGGGGCGCGAAGCGCAUGCGCGCCUGGAGCUGGGAGAGCGCCGUUGAGGCGGAGUUCGACGCGCUGAUGGCGCACUGCCCGGACAGCGACGGGCUGCGCAAGUCGCUGACGGACCUCUGGGCCGACCCGCCCGUGGCCGCCAUGGCCGCGCGCGUGCCGAGCUGCGAGUGCGCCGACGAGGCGCGGCGCCUGCUCUUCUUCCCGAGCGCGUCCGACGGCGGCGCCUACGCGCGCCUCGUCGCGCCGAAGAAGCCCGGCGCGGCCCAGAAGUCGCCCGCGCGACCCGCGCUCGGCCUCAUGUUCAUGCUCCACCGCGAGUCGGGCUUCCUCCGGCGCUUCGUCGUCGCCGGCGGCCUGGACCACCUCGCGGCGCGGCUCACGGAGGGCGACCUGCACGUGCGCGCCCACGCCGUCGAGGUCUUCCUGCGCAUCACGGGCGACCCCGAUCUCCGAUGGUACGACGCGCCGCGGCGCGGCUCCGAGGACGCGGCGCUCCACGCGGCGCUGCUGGCCAUGGACGGCGGCGCGUCGCCCUUCUUCGAGGGCCUGGCGGCGAACCGGCGCGACUCCUUCCCCGGCGGCGAGCGGAGCUGCUUGGAUUUGCUGGCGUUCUGGAUCGGGUGGGCGCGGCAGACGCACUGCGAGGGCAUGCGCAUGGGCCUGAGCCGGGACCUGCUGGCGACGCUGAGCGACUGGGUGCCCUGCGCCCAGUCCCGGGGCGACCCCGAGGAGGAGGCCCUGGCGAAGCAGCUCUUCGACGACUUCUCGCGGUUCCCGCCGCACAGCGGCGCGGACGGCGAGGCGUGCGGCGGCGUCGCGCUGCGGGACGUCGGCGACGACGACGACGACGAGGUCUGCGGCGACGAGCCCGUCGUCGUCGAGCUGAGCGCCGGCGGCUUCGACCUCGACGCGCCGCCGCCGCCGCCGGCCGCGGCGCGCGCGCCGCCGCCGCCGCCGGCCGCGCCGCCGAAGCCGCCGCCGAAGCCCAAGAGCCGCCGCGCGGCGGGCAACGAGGCCUUCGCCGCCGGCGACUUCGACGGCGCCCUGCGCCACUACGCCGCGGCCCUCCUCGAGCUCAAGGUCGACGUCGCCGCGGACGUGACGGACGUCUCGGGCGCGGUGAACCGCCCCGCGGUCGCGGUGCUCCUCUGCAACCGGUCCACGUGCCUCUUCAAGCUCGGCGAGGCGAGCCUCGCGCACGCGACGUUCGAUAGCCGCGCCCGCGAGUGCUUCGAGGCCUGCGCGGACGAGUGCGCCGCGGCGCUGGAGGCGGACCCGAGGAACGUGAAGGCGCACUACCGGCGCGCGCAGGCGCUGGAGAAGCUCGGCCCGGCGCGCAUCUUCGACGCCAUCGACGCCGCCAGGGCCGCCAAGGCCGGCCUGGGCAGGGGCGCGCCGCCGCCCCAGCGCAACGCCAUCGAGAAGCUGCUGCUGGACCUGCUCAAGCGCCCCGCGGCGUCCGCGGGCGCCGGCGGCUCCGCGGCCGCGAAGAAGGUGUCGAAGACGUCGAAGAUCCUGCAGAGCCUCGUGCGGGCGCGCGACGGCACGUCCCAGCACGAGAUGCUCGGCAAGUGGACCGACGCCAAGGCGGCCCAGUUCAAGGAAAAGGACCGGACGCCCGCGGAGCGGCGCGCGGCGGCCGCCGACGAGCUCGACCGCGACGCGCCGGAGCUCUCGGCGGGCCUCGACGGCACGGAGGAGUCCAAGGGCGGCGAGGCGCCGGCGACGAGCGACGACGACGAGCCGGCGGCGGCGCUCGUCGACGCGGACGCGGACAGCGACGACGACGACGCGAUGGAAAUCCGCGCGCGCGACGCCGCCGCGGCCAAGAGCGCGAAGAAGGCCAAGGCCAAGGCCAAGGAGGCGAAGAAGGAGAACGGCCGCAAGCCCAAGGACGCCGACGUCAAGAAGAAGAAGCAGGCCGACAAGCUCGCCAAGAUCCUCGGCAUGUCCCACGCCUAG
This is a messenger RNA of Aureococcus anophagefferens, 3630 nucleotides long. RefSeq lists its product as hypothetical. NCBI's taxonomy places the organism in Eukaryota, Pelagophyceae, Pelagomonadales, Pelagomonadaceae. The record is from RefSeq and is a predicted model, not a curated record. Gene Ontology annotation, molecular function: protein binding. Bases 1 to 3630 code for a protein of 1209 amino acids. The transcript is spliced from 2 exons.